GGCGCCGGCGGGAGCCACAAGCAGAUGGAGAAGAGCCAGCACAAAGCCAAGCAGUGCAAGGACUCGGCCACCGAGGCAGAGCGAGCGUACAGGCAGAGCAUCGAGCAGCUGGAGAAGCUGAGGGGCGAGUGGGAGCAGGAGCACCGGACCACCUGCGAGGCCUUCCAGCUGCAGGAGUUCGACCGGCUGACCGUCCUGCGGAACGCGCUGUGGGUGCACUGCAACCAGCUCUCCACGCAGUGCGUGCGGGACGACGAGCUCUACGAGGAGGUGCGGGUGACGCUGGAGGGGUGCAGUGUGGACUCGGACAUCAACAGCUUCAUCCAGCAGAGCACCGGCUCCGAGCCCCCAGCCCCCGUGCCCUACCAGAACUACUACGACCGGGAGGUCGCCCCGCCGGCCAGCAGCCCCGGCCUGCCGCUGGCCUGCAGCGUGAUGAAGAGGUUCUCAGGCCUGCUUCAUGGGAGCCCCAAGACCACGUCCACGCAGGCCCAUGCUGCCUCCACAGAGACCGCGGCCUCGGCGCCGCCCGAGCACAGCGAGAUCGUGUACACGGCCAUCGGCGUGCCGGGGCCGCGGGGGCCGCAGGGGAGCCCGGACCCGCCGGCCCGCGGCCACCGCGCGCUCUACGACUACAGAGCCCAGAACGCGGACGAGCUGGACCUCUGUGCGGGCGACGUCCUGACCGUCGUCCAGGAGGGCGAGGACGGCUGGUGGACCGCGGAGCGCGACGGGCGGCGCGGCUUCGUCCCCGGGUCCUACCUGGAGCAGCUGUGAGGGCGGCCGUGCCCACCAGAGCCCGCCUGCCCUGCCGA
Perognathus longimembris pacificus (Pacific pocket mouse) is the source of this 815-nucleotide messenger RNA. RefSeq names its product proline-serine-threonine phosphatase interacting protein 1 (gene Pstpip1). NCBI's taxonomy places the organism in Eukaryota, Metazoa, Chordata, Mammalia, Rodentia, Heteromyidae. The record is from RefSeq and is a predicted model, not a curated record. Gene Ontology annotation, molecular function: actin filament binding. Gene Ontology annotation, biological process: actin filament polymerization. Gene Ontology annotation, cellular component: actin filament; plasma membrane; cytoplasm.